AUGAGUGGUGCGUCUUGUUCUCGUUCAUUGUUCUUUCGAUACAAGAAAGAAUCUCCCGACUGUAAGGCCAUGAAGAAGCUCUCUUCUGCAAUGACCGCCUCUUCACAGAGAUGGCAAACACUACCAUGGCUUCUCAUGUUUUUCUUCUUACUCUCCACCUUCUCUUUGAGCUCUGUCUCAUCCUCACCAACUCAAUCCUCUAAGUCCUACGAAGAUCAUUGUUCCAAAAGCGUCCCUGGAUCCUUACAGAAGAAAGUUCCACUCACAAACUUUCCACUUGCGCGAUCCCAUACUGGCUUCUAUACUGGUGGCAAUCCUUUUUUGGACCCAAACCCAGUUGCGCCUGACUUCACUUUCUCAAACUCCCUGCUACUUCGAACCUUGGCUGUCUAUGAUACUGAUAUCCAGGGCUUGUUCAAGCUUCAAGGGCGUUUGACAUUUCAAACCGCCUAUAAGCACAAGUACAGGGAAGACUUAUCUUAUUCCCGAUAUUCAUACUAUACUGCUUUCACUGACAUUAGGCCUCAGAGAAGUUCCAUUAGUUUUGAACUGGAGGAGGGGUACUGGUCAGAAUCGAAGGGAAAGCUUUGUAUGGUUGGAUCGGCCUCUGCUUACACUGAAGAAGGUAAACGGCUUGAUCUUGCUGCUGUUCUUAACCUCAAUAAUGUCACCAAUUCGAAUGGUAUUACUAGUUUGAUUACUGGGACUUUAGAGAGCCUGAGUUCUGCAGAGGAUCCAGCCCAUUUUGAACCGAUUUCCAUGUUGAUACUCCCUAAAAAAAAUUACAAAUUCUCGUCAGUUUCUGACGAUAACAUAAAUGAAUUUUCUGGUGGAAGUGAUCUUCCACCUGGUCUGUCACUUAGUUCUCUUCCGGAAUACACAUUCUGUUCAUUAGCCCCAGAGGCAGCCCAAAAGUUCAGUUUGAGGUAUGCCAGUGAUUGCAAAUCUUCAGAGAACUGCACUCCAUUUGAUGCAGACUUCGGAUAUGUGCCUCGUAUCAUGUUCUUGUAUGGGAUUGAGUGUUCUGGGGACAAAGAAAGGAUGCGGGUUCUGGUGGAGUUUCCUAACCAAAGCCGCUUAAACUCCACCAGAACCCGCGUUGAUAAUUACCGGAGAUUCGAUCCCAAAACAACUCUGGUUGGGGAAGGAUCAUGGGAUGAGAGCAAGCAUCAGCUCUGCAUUGUAGCUUGCCGAUUUUUAGGCAUCACAGAAUCUUUGGCUCAUGCUCGUGUGGGUGAUUGUUCAACAAAAUUGAGCUUAAGGUUUCCUUCAAACUGGUCAAUCAAAGAUACUAGCAGGAUUGUGGGGCAAAUUUGGACUAACAAAACCGUAAAAGAGUCAGGUUACUUCAAUAGGAUCAUGCUUCGUAGUUCUGGAAAUUAUAUGAUGGAGGUUCCUGAACCAACAAAGUACCGGUACACCAAAAUAGGUACUGCCAUGGAGUUGUGCCCCAAGUCUGAGAAGCCUGCUAAAACCAAUGGGGAAAGAUACCCCAAUGGGGACUCUGACUCAUUGAGUUUCGACAUUUCACUAACAGAUUCAGAAGGAAAAAGUGGCUGGGGUAAUUUAGCUCCUAUAUCUGUUGGAGAUCACAUUUAUGGGUACUCAAGCUUCCAAGACUCUACAGUGCCACCGAAUUUUAGCAGUGGCUUGGUCAACAUCAGCUACAGGAUACACCUCACCACGAUGAAGAUGUCGCCCUUUCACACUUGGAACUCUUCCCCUAACAUAUCUUCACGGGAAUGGGAGAUUGUAGCUGAAGGGCUGUAUGAUGCUGAAACAGGAAGUUUGUGUAUGGUAGGGUGCAGAAAUCUUGAUGCAGACAAUCAAAUACCAAGAGCCGAUUCUUCGGAUUGCGAGGUUCUGGUCGCAUUUGAUUUCCCUCCAUUUAAUUCAAAGAAGGCGGGUUAUAUCAAGGGAAGCAUUAAUAGCACAAGGGAAAAAUCCGAUCCACUUUACUUUGAACAUUUAGACUUGAGAUCAGCUGCUUCUUACGAGGAUGGAUCUUCUAUUUGGAGGAUGGAUGUGGAGAUUAUCAUGGUAAUUAUCUCCACCACACUGUCAUGUGUGUUUGUAGCGCUACAAAUCUUUCAUGUGAACAGGCACCCUGAUGUUCUUCCCUUAAUCUCCCUUGCCAUGCUAUCAAUUCUUAUUUUGGGCCAGUUGAUACCUCUUGUGCUUAACUUUGAAGCCUUGUUCUUGAGCAAAUCUAGUGGGGGAACAUAUGGCUUGAAAGCGGCCGGUGGAUUGAAGCAAACGAGGUAA
Molecule: messenger RNA, 2265 nt
Organism: Juglans microcarpa x Juglans regia
Lineage: Eukaryota; Viridiplantae; Streptophyta; Magnoliopsida; Fagales; Juglandaceae
Exons: 1
Coding region: 1-2265 (754 amino acids)
Cellular component (GO): intracellular membrane-bounded organelle
Source: RefSeq, a predicted model, not a curated record